Molecule: messenger RNA, 681 nt
Organism: Bombina bombina (fire-bellied toad)
Lineage: Eukaryota; Metazoa; Chordata; Amphibia; Anura; Bombinatoridae
Gene: TM4SF20
Product: transmembrane 4 L six family member 20
Exons: 5
Coding region: 1-681 (226 amino acids)
Cellular component (GO): membrane
Source: RefSeq, a predicted model, not a curated record
AUGACUUGUACUGAAAACUGGACAUCUUGCAAUGGAUUCUUCCUUCUGACUCUGUCGCUGUUGGCUAUUGCUUUCAACUUGACUCCACUGAUUGCAGACUAUGUGGAGGAUGGCAGGCUGCUCCAUAGUCCCAUCUCAUGCUAUGAGUGGUGGCUACCAGGCUUGGUUGGAGGGGGCUUAUUAGUUCUGCCGGCUGUGUCAAUGACACUGGCUGCUCGCAAGAAAGGAAGUUGCAACUCAAGGGGAGGGAUGCUGGCAUCUUCCUUGCUGAGUAUCGUCACUAUCAUUGGAGCAGCCUACUGCUGUAUUAUCUCUCUCUUUGCUUUAGGACGAGGACCUCUGAUCUGUGAGACUGGAACUAAUGACCUGAACAGCUGUAAUUACCAAUUAAACAACAUCAGCUCCCACUCUUGGAAGAAUCUUAAUUUCAACCUUGUUUGGUUCCUGAACAGCACCUGCCUUCCAACUCCUGAUCCUAGCAAUAAAUCAGGGAUCAUCCAGCAGCGGAAUGUUGACCUGGAACUAAACGAAGACACACAGAAAAUUGUUCAUAUUACAGUAUUUGUAGCUCUGGCCGUUAUUGGGGUGUUGGAAGCCUUGGUGGGCAUAAGUCAGGUAGCAGCUGGUUUGUUCGGGUUCCUUUGCGGAACAUCAAAGAAAAGAAGGGAAGCUUAUGAAUAA